Molecule: messenger RNA, 2562 nt
Organism: Galeopterus variegatus (Sunda flying lemur)
Lineage: Eukaryota; Metazoa; Chordata; Mammalia; Dermoptera; Cynocephalidae
Gene: TMEM144
Product: transmembrane protein 144
Exons: 10
Biological process (GO): carbohydrate transmembrane transport
Cellular component (GO): membrane
Molecular function (GO): carbohydrate transmembrane transporter activity
Source: RefSeq, a predicted model, not a curated record
CAUCAGCCCACUCUCAGGCAGUACUGGAACCAUGAGCAAUAAUGGAACAGACCUGCCCAUUGGUUACAUCUCAUCUUCUGUAGCUAUCAUUUUGUUUGGCUCAAACUUUGUACCACUUAAAAAAUAUGAUACUGGUGAUGGAAUGUUUCUCCAGUGGGUCCUCUGUGCUGCCAUAUGGUUGGUUGCCUUGGUGGUCAAUCUGAUAUUACAUUGUCCUAAGUUUUGGCCUUUUGCAAUGUUUGGGGGCUGCAUUUGGGCAACAGGGAACAUUGCUGUUGUCCCAAUUAUCAAAACCAUUGGUUUAGGCCUUGGAAUCUUAAUCUGGGGAUCAUUUAAUGCCUUAACUGGCUGGGCAAGCUCAAGGUUUGGCUGGUUUGGAUUGGAUGCAGAAGAAGUACCAAAACCACUGCUAAAUUACAUUGGUGCUGGGCUAUCAAUAGUAAGCGCUUUCAUAUUUUUGUUCAUCAAAAGUGAAAUACCAAAUAACACAUGUUCCGUGGAUACAACACCAUUAAUAACAGAGCCUGAGAUCAACAAAACUCGAGAUCCCUGUUCCUGGGUGGAUAAACUUUCUACAGUACAUCACCGCUUAGUGGGCUGCAGUCUUGCAGUGAUAUCUGGAGUACUCUAUGGAUCUACAUUUGUGCCAAUUAUUUAUAUCAAGGACCACAGCAAAAGAAAUGAUAGUAUAUAUGCAGGGGCGAGCCAGUAUGGUGAGAGUAAAAAGUUAUUUAUUUUAUAAGCAAACUUAUUAAUACCCAUUUUCUGUGAAUAUAAAAAGAAUUGUAAUAAUAGUAAAUAUUGGUAUACAGAGUUGGUCUUACUUUUUCAUUUAAAUGGAGGGUUCCUGUCAGGAAUACUUUGGGCAAUAGCUACCUGCUGUUGGUUCAUAGCCAAUCACUCUCUAAGUGCUGUGGUCAGUUUUCCAAUAAUCACUGCUGGUCCCGGAUUUAUAGCUGCAAUGUGGGGUGUCUUCGUGUUUAAGGAAAUACAGGGUCUACAAAACUACCUAUUAAUGACACUUGCGUUUUGCAUCAUCGUGACUGGAGCAUUAUGCACUGCUUUUUCUAAAAUCUAACACUCACAAGACCAGCAGAUGGUAGCCAUGGUUGAGAGAACAUCUCUACUGGACACUGGAGAGAUUUUGCUGAGAACAGAGUUCAUUUUCACACAGCAAAUGGAUCUCAACCAAUUUUGGAGUGGGGUAAAUGAUUUUUUCCCCACAAAUGUGAGAAUGAAGGAAAACAGUUUCAGCUUAAUAUAAAAAUGAAAAAUUCUUCUGAUGAACGAUUUGUGACGGUAGGACUUUACUGGGUGACUAAAAUAUGUAUAUUAUUAUAACAUUAUAUCUGAUGGUGCUCCUUUUACCACAAUACAUACCUAGUGUUGCAAAAAUCUAGAAAACAGUUCAUAUACAAAGAAAUUACAGUCCAAAUUUCUAACUUUUUACCUUCAUUCAUGAAGAGAGGCAGAAAUAUUUUAUGAGGGGAGAAGGGAGAGGACGUACCUUAUAACGGAAUUAGAUUACAAAGAUAUUUGGAUCUUUUGCUGGAUAAAGUGAAUGUCAUGGUUGAUAACUGAUGUUAAAAAGACUACGUUUUUUAUUUUUUGCCUAAAUUUAUUUUUACUUGAAAUGAAUAUUGCCCAACUCUACAUUAUCCACCCAUCUUAGCUCGAAGUGCUUUUGAUUUUCUGCAGAUAAAAUUCAUCCUCAGAGAACAGAAAUUUCCCACCACUGAGAAUAUAUAUGCAUAAUUAUAAUACCUAUAUACACAAGCACACACACAUACAUAAAUACACACACAUAGAUGUAUGUACUGUUCCAAAUUUGAGGGAAAUUCUAGGGUCACUAAGGUGAGGUUCUAGCUUGUCAGUGACAAUUGAAAGGGACCAACGAUCUUUUGAAUGUACGAUUAUUUGUUUCUGAAAUAUACUUUUCCCAAAUCCUUUCAACUGAAGGCUUUUCUGUUUGCUUUCAGUUUUAGCUGGUGGUUUCCAGUAGGCAAAAUAAAAUGAUAGACAUGCUUGUUUUAUUUCUUUAAGAAAACUGAAGUGGAAUUGCUAGUCAGUAUUUGUUACGAAGGUUUCCAAAAUCUAAAAAUAAUAGAAUUCCUAAUCAAAUGUGAAAUUUACCCAUUCCCAGCUAGUACAUUACUUUGCCUGUGCAGGAGAAACAAAACACUAUUCUACUUAAGUGCAGGAAUUCUGAAGCCAACCUGCAUGGAUUUAAAUCCCACCCCACUUCAUCUUCAUGUGUGACUUGGGACAGGUUCCUGAGCCCCUGUCUCAGAUUCCUCAUCUGUAAACUGGGGUUAAUGAUAGUGUUUGUCUCACAUGGUUAUUACAUGGUUGAAAUUAGUUAAAAUCUUGAAAUCCGUCCAUGAGUGUCUGGUACUUGGCAAACACUAUAUAAUUGUUAACUAUUAUCAAUAUGUGUUGUUGGAGAAAGAAAACAAAUGUCUAUAGAAUGGAGAAUACCUUGUAAAAGCGACUGCUCUCACUACCGCCCCAUCCAAACAAUUACUUGUUAUUCUUUCAUAUAAAUACUAUUUUGAAAUGAUA